GGUAUUUGCCAUUCAGUGGAUUCCAUCCCAUACCUCCCUACACACCUGGACCGAUUAAUAUCGAUGUCAAAGACGUGAAAAAUAUCACAACUUUCCCUGUUGGUUUCCUUACGAGUAUCAACGUAUUGGAAAUAGGUUCAGUGAAAAAUACAGGAUACUCAGUUGAGAUCAAUCUGGUUGAACCCGUGACAUCAAAUGCUUUAAUUGGAGGUGUACUUGGUCUAAACUUGUAUGUUUUCCGGCAAAUGAUUUAUUAUUGGGCUGAUAGUGCUGAUGGUGUUGCUACUACAACGGUUAAUGGUGAAAAUGGCACACCUCUUGAAGUUCACAUACUUUACUACAACGUUAAAUAUGGAUCAUUUCACGAGGCUCUGAAAUACCGCAACGGGCUGGCCGAAGUUGUUUUCCGGAUAAGUGUCGUUGGAUCGAUACCGAAUCCAGCAUUUACUCCAGUUGGAGGAACCCUGAAAAAAAUUCAAAAAGCUGGAUCCCAAGCAGAGUUCCCCCUUCUGUUGUCCUUCCUGUAUUUCGUUCUUUUCCCACCAAUAUCCAACUACUUCGUUUACCCAGGAGCAUAUCACAAUAUAACGACAGGAAAAAGAUAUUCCUGCGUCACUGUAAUCGUGCCUCCGCUCAAUCCUACCCAUUUUAUUUCAAAACAACAGCAAAUGCAGCCAGACAUGGUUUGUUUUUUUCAAAAAAUACCUCCAAUCGGGACGAUGAUUUUCAUUCUAAUACUCCUCAGUCUAAGUAGACUGACUUCAGCUUCAAUUGGAAUCACGCUGCCAUUCAGUGGAUUGCAUCCAAUUCCUCCAAAGACUCCGGAACCGAUAAAUGUGGAAUUAAGUCAAGCAAAAAAUGUCACCACGUUUCCGUUGUUGAUUUUUGGUGGAUUGACUGAAAGAGCUACAUUGAACAACACUGGACAUUCAGUUGAAGUGACAUUAGCAGAGCCUCUCACAUCAACAGUGUUAACAGGGGGUCUUUUAUACAAAGAAAUAUACAUUUACAGAAAAUGCAGAUUUUACUGGACAUCAAGUACAGAUGGUGUGGCUGGUUCGACAGUCAAUGGAAAACAUGGAACCCCUUUAGAAAUAUCCUUAUUGUACUACAACGUGAAAUAUGGAUCUUUUCAUAACGCCUUGAAUUUUCGAGAUGGCUUGGCUGAAAUCCUAGUUCGCGUCAAUGUGUUCCCAGGACCAAUUCCUAACCCAUUAUUUAUUCCAUUUGAACAAUACAUGAAGAAAGUCCGCAAACCUGGAAAUUCUGUUGAGCUUUUAAUUGCUAUAGCUUUCAUUUGGUACGCUCUGGUGCCUCCUAACGCCCCCUACACUGCGUAUCCAGGAUCAUAUGUUGAUGAAUCGACAGGGAAAAUGUAUUAUUGUACCACAACACUUGUUGUCCCAGCGUAUCCGUUUCAUUACAUAUCGAAGAAACAAUUCGAUGACACUUACGGUUCUUUGCUCGGAUUCGACGGGAAACCAUUGACGAAUAAACGCAAACAAUAUCCACGAGGUCGUAGACCAUUAGUUCAAACCGCUGGAGCGCUUGCAAUUCUUACUUUGGGAGGAGUAAUACCGUCCAGGGAGUGAUUUUUAAUGGUACAAUGUCUAUUACAAUGGGAUCUCAUCAGAGAUCUACCAAUUUCAUCUAUUCAUUGCAGUAAUAUGUAUUGCUUUGUUCAUAUUUGGUUGGCUUUAUUCAUGACGUUGGUAGAUUCUUUCGAUCAAAUAAAUCUAGCUGAAGACAUUCAAAGGUCCAUUAGGUUCCUCUUUCAAAGUCCGUAUUAGCAAUUCAUGAAACUUGAAGAUGAAUCAUUUCUGAUUAAAGUUUUUGAUUUUUUCUCAA
Messenger RNA from Planococcus citri (citrus mealybug), 1848 nucleotides. RefSeq lists its product as uncharacterized. NCBI's taxonomy places the organism in Eukaryota, Metazoa, Arthropoda, Insecta, Hemiptera, Pseudococcidae. The record is from RefSeq and is a predicted model, not a curated record. The transcript is spliced from 10 exons. The coding region runs from base 246 to 1592 and encodes 448 amino acids.